AUGGCAGAAGAUCUAGCAAUAGCUACGAGCUCAUCCACCAACAAGCCUCCAUUCUUUGAUGGAACUGAAUAUCCGUACUGGAAGACCCACAUGCAACUAUUCAUUGAGUCCUCAAACUACAAACUGUGGGACAUCAUUGAAAAUGGAAACAUUGGUCACAAAGAUAAAGCUAGAGAACCUAUAAAGAAAGAUCAACUAACAGAAGCACAACGCAAAGACUAUCAACUCCACGCUAGAGCAAAGUUGUUCCUGUUAUGUGCUUUGAGCAAAUCUCAGCUGGACAAAGUUGAUGGUCUAGCUACAGCCAAAGAAGUCUGGGAAGCUCUAGGACUUGCGUAUGAAGGUACAGCAAAUGUCAUACAAGCCAAAGUGAGCUUACUUGUGGCUGAAUAUGAAACCUUCAAGAUGAAGGAAAAUGAAAGCAUUGAUGAUAUGUUUGGAAGAUUCCAAACCAUCGUUAACGGUCUUAGGAAUCUUAAUUGCAAAUAUGAAAAUGUUGAUCAAAUCACAAAGAUUCUAAGAUUCCUUCCCAGGAGAUGGAGACCCAAAGUCACCGCUAUUCAAGAAGCUAAAGAUCUCAGCACAUUGAGACUGGAAGAUCUCCUCGGAUCUCUAAAGGUUCAUGAAAUAGAACUGGCAAAUGACGAAGGACUGAAGAAGCAUAAGAACAUUGCGUUCAAAGAAAACAGUUCAAAAGCCAUUCAAACAAAGGAACAAUCUGAAGAAGAAGAAUCCUCAGAAGAACUGUCAGGGGAUGAACAAGCUCUCUUCAACAGGAAGUUCAAGAGAAUGUGGAUCAAACAACAAAAAGGAAAAGGAACAUCAAGGAAAGACAACAAACGAGAAUCAAGCAUGAAAAAGAAAUCUUUCACUCACAAAGGUGAAAGCGGCUCAAAUAUAGACAAGAGCAACAUUACAUGCUUCGAAUGUAAAAAGCCAUGUCACAUCAAGCCGGACUGUCCAAGACUAGCGAAAAAGUCAAUCAAGAAACCAUUUUACAAGAAAAAGAAAGCCUUAGCAGCCGGAUGGGAUGACUCUGAGGACAGUUCAGAAGAUGAUGAUGAAGAUGAAGAUGAAGAUGCACUCGUUGCUCUCAUGGCAUCUGCAGAAAGUUCAGACGAUGAAGAGGAUGAUGAGGUAAAACCUGGAAAUCUUAAAGAAGAAUUCAAUGAACUACUUGAACAUUCAUAUGCAUUAUCUGAAAAAUACAAAACCUUAAAGAAACAGUUUGCUAAGCUACAACUAGAGCAUGAAAAAGUGUUGACAUAA
Lotus japonicus is the source of this 1269-nucleotide messenger RNA. RefSeq lists its product as uncharacterized. The transcript has a single exon. NCBI's taxonomy places the organism in Eukaryota, Viridiplantae, Streptophyta, Magnoliopsida, Fabales, Fabaceae. Gene Ontology annotation, molecular function: zinc ion binding; nucleic acid binding. The record is from RefSeq and is a predicted model, not a curated record. Bases 1 to 1269 code for a protein of 422 amino acids.